CGACGAUGGAAGCUCCAGCAAGAUGCCAGCCGACUCGGAUGAGCUGGUGUGGGGCGACGACGAAGGCCCCGUCUCACGACGGACCCGCCCAUGGCGGUAUCCAUUUGUUGAGCUGGAGUACGUCCAUCAUCUGGCACGGCCAGUUGGAGCACAGUCGAAGCUGGGAGUGACGGCGCUGGUCGGUGGGUCAGGGGAGGUUGUCGAAGCAACGAUGAUGGAGGAGUUCGAUUCCGAGUCCGAGUCUGAUGCCUCGAGCUCAGACUCGGAGUCGAUGCCGGACUACUACGCAGCCGUUCACGACGACGAUGCGGUGCAAGCGAGUCGGACUGGCCUCAAGCCGAUGCGGUGCCCAGUGUCGCGGCUCCGUGGGACCGAUGGGCCCAAGGCCAUCCUCACCACGCUUGCGCAGUGGUUCUACAGCACGCCCGAGGUCGCUUAUCGCGAAGUUGCGCUGCCAACCCAUGUUCUGGUUGACUCCCGACGGCUUCGAAACCGGCAAAGCGCGCGAUCGCAUCCGACCCUCACUGAGAGGGCGUUGUCGGCAGCGCAGGAACGGCUAGACGGGCUGGCAGACAGCUGGCGGCGACUGGACAAGCGCAAUGUGCGGCCGCGGAGUCAGCCGGUUCCGGUUGUCCUCCGCCGCAAUCUACUUGCUGCGCCCAAGAUGAGCGCAGCCAUGAUGUCUGGCGCGCUGGCGCCGGUCGAACCGGGCGUGGUCCAUCUCGAGUGGGACCCGCUGGAGGCACUCGGAGCUGACGUGGUUCCACGCAACGCGCCGCCCGGCACCCAUCACAUCGUGGCCCACGCGCGGCUCGGACUCUGA
Molecule: messenger RNA, 823 nt
Organism: Thecamonas trahens ATCC 50062
Lineage: Eukaryota; Apusomonadida; Apusomonadidae
Exons: 2
Coding region: 23-823 (266 amino acids)
Source: RefSeq, a predicted model, not a curated record